This is a messenger RNA of Astrephomene gubernaculifera, 1626 nucleotides long. Lineage: Eukaryota; Viridiplantae; Chlorophyta; Chlorophyceae; Chlamydomonadales; Astrephomenaceae. The record is from the annotation of a GenBank genome assembly.
UUAGCUCAUAAUUGGACUAACCUCUGAAGGUUACACGUAAUUCCUUCACCAGGAAGUGCGCUUUCCCAUGUUCGACCUUUUGCUUGUCCAAGCCUUUUAACGCUAUUUAAUCCUAGAUUUAGCGUGUCCAAGCUUCUUUCUCGCUUCCGGCGGCGCCACAUGGACCGAGACUUGCUAGCAGCCGCCGCAGCGGCGGGUGCCGAUGUUUGCGACGUUGAAAUGCGUCCAGCGCCUAAAAAGCUUUGCGGUGACGCAAUGCCAGGGGCUGACGGCUACGUGCCGUACGACGACCCCGGCGUCUUUGAGCUACCUUCGGUAGAUGACCUGGAGGUCGCAGCUGCCGCGGCAGCAGCUGCUCUCGAAGUCCUAGCUCCGAAACCGGCAACCGACAGCGACAGCAGCAGCGAUGAUGACGACGAUGAUGACAGCAGUAGCGACGAGGACAGCGAUGAUGAUAGUGACGACAGCAGUGACGAUAGCGAUGACAGUGAUGAUGAUAGCAGCACGAGCACCAGCAGCAGUGACGAUACGGAGGAGGAGGCGAAAGAGCGCGAAGACAGCAACAAACAGAAGCAGAAGCGCGCUGCAGCUGCCGCUACCGCCUCAGUAGGGCCCAUCUGCGUUCGAUUGUUGGUUGACGAGACGGCAGGGAGGGUAACGUUGCGACUUGUGGCUUCAGGCAAGGGUACAGCAGGGGCAGCAGGAGCAGAUGCUGACGUGGCUAUGCGGGAGGUUGAGACGGACAGCAGUCCUCUGAGCAGCAGCAGCGAUGACGAGGGGGAUGACGAUGCUGCUGCUGCAGCGGCGGCGGCCUCGAACCGCAUGGUGGAUGAGGAGGAGCUGGAGGCUCUCGACCACGAUGGGCUGCGGGCGCUCAUCACGCGCGCCUAUGCGCAGGCGGAUGCGGAGGACGAGGACGAGGAGGGGGGUGCGAGCGGGGGCGGGGGCCGCAGCAGCGCGCUCCAGGACCUGGGUCUGCCCCCCGCUGCCCCUGAGCUGGCGGGAGUGGAGGUGGCGGCGGGGGACGUGUUGGAACCGGCGGGCACCUGCCUGAGUGUGCUGGAGGGCAUGGUGGUGAUGCAGGGACUGGCCAACAGCAGGCCGCUGGCGGAUGGGAGUGUGGUGGUGUCUGAGGACCGCACGGUGCUGGGUGAGGUGGAGGAGGUGUUUGGGCCCAUCACGCAGCCGCUCUACGCCUUCCGCCACGCCGCGGUGAAGGGCGCGCUGCCGGAGUGCGUGAAGCCAGGGGCGGCGCUGUUUGUGGUGCCCCGACUGGCGCGCCACAUUGCACCCGAGGAGAUUUACGGACCCGGCGGCCGCUGCCCCGAGCCCGAGCCCGCCUCCGAUGACGAGGUGUACUUCAGUGACGACGAGGCUGAGCAGCACUACAUGCGACAGCAAAUCGCCAAGCGCAAGGGCGGCCCGGAGGCGGGCCCUGAGGGCGGUGCUGGUGGUGGUACUGCUGGGGGCGCGGGGGCAGCGGCAGGCGGCCGGCCUCGGCAACGCUCCCGGGGAGCGGGCAGCGCCGCCGCCUCUGGUAGCGGACGAGGCGGCCCCAGCACCCAGUUCCGAGUGGCUGCCACCGCAGGCGCCAUGAGCGCCCUGCUGGGGCUCGGGGGCGGGGAG